AUGCCAACGGUUCACCUCGAACACGCCUACCCUACCUCGAGUAGACGGGAUAGAUCUCAGCCAUUCUUUAAACGACUCUGGAACUACCUCUCUUCGUACACACCCGAUCUCACUGCCCCCACAUCGACAAUCAUAUUACAAGUCGCCACAUUUGUGGCGCUCGCGUUCUUCACGCUCUUUCUCGUGCUCCUCAUCGUCAGUGUGGGCCUAUGUUGCAGCUCCACAGUGUUCAUAAUCGGACAUGCUGUCCUUCGCAGAAGUCAUAAUCAUCUCCUCGAGGGUGUCCCUUUGUUGUGGUCAUUCAAAGUUGGAUUAGUCGGGAACACGAUCACUUUCGUGGGUGUUAGCCUUGUCCUGUCACUGGCGGCUGUGGUUAUGCCUCAGGCCGUUCAGAUACUUCGUUGUCUCCUCGUGUCGGCUUUCGUCCCCGUCGCAGGCGCUAUAGGUGCAGCGAUCUUGGGCUCUACGAAGGAUUUGGUAGAGGGUGCUGUUGUCGCAGGAUGCUUGGGUACCGCGGCUUGUUGUGGCUGCUUCUCUGGCUGUCUUUAUACUCGGGGUGUUUAUAACGUUGCUUUUCCCUUGUCUCUCUAG
Messenger RNA from Desarmillaria tabescens, 591 nucleotides. RefSeq lists its product as uncharacterized. NCBI's taxonomy places the organism in Eukaryota, Fungi, Basidiomycota, Agaricomycetes, Agaricales, Physalacriaceae. The coding region runs from base 1 to 591 and encodes 196 amino acids. The transcript has a single exon. The record is from RefSeq and is a predicted model, not a curated record.